GUGCCAACAGUCGGAGAAUAUAUAAUGGUAAAGGCUUUAGAUGAAACGCACACAAAGAAGAGGACUUAACCAGAGCACUAGCUCAUAAAACUUAACUAGCCGAGAGAGAGAGAGAGAGAGAUGAGCAGCAGCGGCAAGGAGGAGGUGGCGGUUAUGGAAUCGUACCCGAUGAACGGUGGGGAUGGCACAUUCAGCUACAACAAGAACUCUAAUUUCCAGAGAGUGGCAACAAACGUCGCCCGGGAGACAAUCAACGAGGUGAUCGCAGAGAAGCUCGACAUAAAGCAAUUUUCUCCUGCUCUGACCACUUUCCAGAUCGCGGAUUUAGGCUGUUCGGUCGGGCCAAACACCUUCCUUGCAGUCCAAAACAUCAUAGAGGCAGUCCGACGCAAGUACGAAUCACAAGGCCUCUCCUCCCAACUGCCUGAUUUCCAAGUCCUGUUCAACGACCACGCGUCCAAUGAUUUCAACACCCUCUUCGCUUCCCUGCCAUCUGACCGACCGUACUACGCAGCUGGUGUGCCAGGAUCCUUCCAUGGGCGACUGUUCCCCAAGGCGUCCCUCCAUUUCGUGCAUUCGUCUUAUGCGCUUCAAUGGCUUUGCAAGGUGCCUAAAGAAUUGGUUGAUCCAAAUUCCCCAGCAUUUAACAGGGGAAGAGUUCACUACACAAGUGCUCCCCGCGAAGUGAGCGAUGCUUAUACAUCUCAGUUUGCAAAGGACAUGGUGACAUUUCUGCACGCUAGAGGUGAGGAAAUUGCGAGUGGAGGCAUCAUGGUUCUAGUCAUGCCCGGGAUUGCUAAUGGCAUUCCUUAUUCACGUGUACCAUCGGGCGUGAUGUUCGACCUUUUGGGGUUCAGCUUGAUGGAUAUGGCAAAGGAGGGUAUAAUAAGUGAGGCUCAGGUGGAUUCAUUCAAUUUACCAGUGUACGCUCCCUCUCCUGACGAGAUGACGGCACUAGUAGAGAGCAAUGGGUGCUUUAGCAUAGAGAGGAUGGAUUUAGCAGCUCCUGGAUCGAAGAUCGAUGUCUCGUUCGGAGGGCAUGCUUGCAUGCUGCACUUAAGAGCUGGAAUGGAAGGCAUCAUCAGCAAACAUUUUGGAAGCGAGAUAAUUGACGACCUGUUUGAUCGUUUUCUCGAGAAAACCAAUGAAUUUUCCGACCGUUUAAACUCUGCAUAUCGUCAAGGAAGCCAACUGGUAGCGAUACUGAAGCGCAAAUAAUGCGCACCUGGGAGUGGGCUCCGCACUUUUUUCAAAUAAAGUUCCAGAUAUCUACUUUCCUCUUCGAAUUCAUAUGUCCCAUAUAAGGCACUUGAAAUCUGAAUACGGUGAGGAUAUUUAGCAUUUGUCCUGGUAUGAUCUUUACAGUACUUGUACUGCAACUUUUGAUGAAGUAUCAAUGUAUUGAACUUUUUGGUACUCUUGAAGCUUCGUUAAGCAAGAAAUCAUCACCUCCGCAAUGACGUGCACCAAGAAGGUGCUUCAUCAAGAAAUAAAGUCAAGCAGCAUUACGAUGCUUGUCCUCA
Molecule: messenger RNA, 1523 nt
Organism: Eucalyptus grandis
Lineage: Eukaryota; Viridiplantae; Streptophyta; Magnoliopsida; Myrtales; Myrtaceae
Product: loganic acid O-methyltransferase-like
Exons: 3
Coding region: 121-1218 (365 amino acids)
Biological process (GO): methylation
Molecular function (GO): S-adenosylmethionine-dependent methyltransferase activity
Source: RefSeq, a predicted model, not a curated record